GAUCAAACUUCACUUCACAGAAGGAAAAAAGAUGUCUAGCUUCGGAGAACCUUUACGUAUAUCGCCGGACUAUUCCACCGGCUUCGAUCACUCUUACAUGCAACAAGUUCCGGUUAGUUAUGCAGGACCACGUCUCCCACUUUUAAACCUCUCAACAGUGAAAAGGAGAAUGGAUCCCCUGCAGCACUUCUUAGCUCUCUCUCUCAGCACCAACACUUUGAUCUCCAACGAACAAAUGGAGCUCAUGUCCUCCGAAAUCGCCUCUGCCAUCCACCAAAUUAUCGUUAACGGCGCCGCCCUCCUCUCUUGCGCCAAAAACACCCAUCCCCCAAACCCGAACUCGACUCCGAAACCGAAAUCCGACUCUUACAGUUACAACGGUGGAGAGUCUGACAUAAUCGAGUUAGACGCGGUGGAGUUGCUGUCGGAACAUCUACAUCUCUGCGAAAUUUGCGGUAAAGGGUUCAAACGUGAUGCCAAUUUACGGAUGCAUAUGAGGGCUCACGGGGAACAGUAUAAAACCCCCGAGGCAUUAGCAAAGAAGAGACCAAACGGAUCGGAGAUCAAUAAUUCGGGUCGGGAAACCCGGUUUUCGUGCCCGUAUAGUGGGUGUAAUAAGAACAAGACGCACGAAAAGUUUAGGCCUUUGAAAUCGAUUUUUUGUGUGAGGAACCAUUUCAAGAGAAGCCAUUGUCCGAAAACAUACGGUUGCAAAAAGUGUCAUAAGAAGAGGUUUUCGGUUUUAGCUGAUUUGAAGAGUCAUUUGAAGCAUUGUGUGGGCGGCGGGGAAGAAGAGAGCAAGAAGUGGAUGUGUAGCUGUGGGAAUAGUUUUUGCAGGAAAGAUAAGCUUUUCAGACACUUAUCUUUGUUCGAAGGCCAUAUGCCAGCAGUGGCGGCGGAGGAAGGCGACCGGAAGUUGCAAGGAGCGGCCGCAAUGGAGGAAAAGAAAGAGGAAGGGUGUUUGAGGGAUGGGUUGUUUGACGGGUUGCUUGAUGGAUUUGGGUCUCUCGAGAACUAUUGUUUGCAAGAUCUGUUGGGACCAUAA
Hibiscus syriacus is the source of this 1045-nucleotide messenger RNA. Its product is annotated as zinc finger protein STOP1 homolog. The coding region runs from base 32 to 1045 and encodes 337 amino acids. Lineage: Eukaryota; Viridiplantae; Streptophyta; Magnoliopsida; Malvales; Malvaceae. The transcript has a single exon. Gene Ontology annotation, biological process: response to acidic pH; response to aluminum ion. The record is from RefSeq and is a predicted model, not a curated record.